Strongyloides ratti is the source of this 744-nucleotide messenger RNA. RefSeq lists its product as hypothetical. The record is from RefSeq and is a predicted model, not a curated record. The transcript has 2 exons. NCBI's taxonomy places the organism in Eukaryota, Metazoa, Nematoda, Chromadorea, Rhabditida, Strongyloididae. Bases 1 to 744 code for a protein of 247 amino acids.
AUGCUUCAAAGAUUCAAUAGAAUAGUUAAUGUAAGGACGUUAAAAUUUUUAACAUCUAGUCCAUCAAAUAAUCAUGGAAUAUUACCUCCACGACCAAUUAAUGGUAAUUUAAAUAUCCCAAUGGACGAUCAUAUAAAUGAAAACAAUAAGUUUACUAUAUUGCCCGGAUAUUAUAAAAAUAUUAAAAUAUAUUCUUUUCCUGAGUUAAAUCCAAAAAUAGUUGAAGCACCGACAUUAUUAAAUAUCUUAGAUAAAAUUGAUCCUUCUUUAAAUGAUGACAUAUUAAAGGAAAUAGAAGAACCUAAUAAAAAAAUAUCGCCAAUGUAUUGUUCACCUAGAUUAAUGACUAUAAGAAGAAAAAAAAUGAAUAAGUUUAAAAGAAGAAAACGUUAUGACAGAGAUUACCAUAAAUAUCAAAAACAUCAUCGUCAAAAAAAAAUAAAAGCAGAAAGAAAGUUUAGACAACAAAUGGCAUUACUAAUUAAGGAGAUGAAUGAAUUUGAUCCACUUCAAUUUGUAAGUAAAACUAUUGAAACAGCAAAAUAUGAAUGGACAUCUUCUGUCGCACCUUCUGGUAGAAAAAAGUAUCCACAUUGGAGUCAAUUAAUGACAUUAGAAGAAAUUUAUGGCAUCGAAAAGAAUAAUUAUAUAGAUAAACGAUACGGUUAUCCUACAACUGAAGAUGCACAACAAUUAGAACAAAUGAUAGAUAAAUAUUUAAAAGAAUAUAAGAAGAAAAAGUAG